AUGCACCACGGCUUCGGGAGUGAAGGUGCCACUCGCCCCUACGAAGCUUCACCAUCUCCUCCCCCAAGAGACCAUUGCAGCCCCCGCUCCCCAGUAACCACGUGCGACCAAAAGGCAGUGAUCAAAAACGCGGAUAUGUCCGAGGAGAUGCAACAGCACUCGGUGAAGUGUGCGACUCAGGCGCUGGAGAAGUACAGCAUGUUGGUGGAUAUCGCGGCCCACAUUAAAAAGGAGUUUGACAAGAAGUACAAUCCCCGCUGGCACUGCAUCGUGGGGAGGAACUUCAGUAGUUACGUGACGUACAAAAAAAAUCACUACAUACUCUUCGAGCUGGGCCAGAUGACCAUUAUGCUGUUCAAGCAUGGUUAG
Sorex fumeus (smoky shrew) is the source of this 369-nucleotide messenger RNA. RefSeq names its product dynein light chain 1, cytoplasmic-like. Gene Ontology annotation, biological process: cilium assembly; microtubule-based process. The transcript has a single exon. Gene Ontology annotation, cellular component: cytoplasmic dynein complex. Bases 1 to 369 code for a protein of 122 amino acids. The record is from RefSeq and is a predicted model, not a curated record. NCBI's taxonomy places the organism in Eukaryota, Metazoa, Chordata, Mammalia, Eulipotyphla, Soricidae. Gene Ontology annotation, molecular function: dynein light intermediate chain binding; dynein intermediate chain binding.